GGGCGCAGACAUUAAGUGGCUGUUCCGGCCGCGGAGAGGAGCACCCGACACCGACAGCGACAGCGACAGCGACAGGUCCGGACGCCGCUCAGUGACAUCCGCCGGCUGAGCACCAGGCUGUUCCCUGAUGAGUCGUUGCCAACAUCCUAAUUAUCCUACUUAGAAGCAAGAUGAUUCCAGGGAACGAAUUACUGCAAAGGGCUCUGCUAAUAUGGGCACUGCUGUUGCAGAUGGUCGGACAGCGUGCAGUGGAGGCGCACGCCCGCCUCAUGGACCCGCCCGCCAGGAACUCCAUGUGGAGGUUCGGCUACUUGACGCCCGUCAACUACAACGACAACGAACUCUACUGCGGCGGCGCCAAUGUGCAGUGGCAGCAGUACAACGGCAGCUGCGGCAUCUGCGGCGACAGCUUCGGGGAGCCCAGGCCGCGUCCUCACGAGGCUGGCGGUCUCUACGGUCAGGGCGUCAUCAGCAGGCACUUCGUCACCGGACAGGAGAUCCAGGUUGAAGUCGACCUGACGGCGAACCACUACGGCUACUUCGAGAUGUAUAUCUGCCCCAACAACAACCCAAAGAAAGAAGUGGAUGAAGAUUGUCUCACCAGGAACCCGCUGCUGGUGGUGGGCAGUGAGAACGAGACUCGCUUCCACAUCCCGGACGGCACCGAGAAGAGCGCGACGCUGCGGUACAAGGUGCGCCUGCCGCCCUUCCUCACCUGCACGCAGUGCGUCAUACAGUGGAAGUACAUCACGGCUAACAACUGGGGCGUGUGCGCCGACGGCAGGGAGGACAUCGGCUGCGGGCCGCCCGAGACGUUCGUCAACUGCGCCGACGUGUCGGUGGUGACGGCCGUCGGCGGCCUGCCGCCAGCAUUCGUCAGCGCGCAGGACAACCCCAACCUGCUCUACUACCGCGAUCUGCGCGCGCCCAGCGCCAUCUCGCCUCUCGUCCUCAGGGCGCAGGUGUGUCAGCCGACACCGCUCUACCGCUCGUCGCCUGGCAUGGGCGAGUGGUGCCAGACCAACUGCCUGCGGUACCCACCCAACUGUCCUCCGGACCUCUGCCACUGUCCACGCACCUGCGAAGCUAUCGGCGACCUGGCGGGCCGCAGGGGCGCAGACGAGUACUGCAUGGACCGCUGCAUCGUCUAUCCUCCCCGGUGCCCCUUGGAUCGCUGCUCGUGCUACUGAUGCCAAGGCGCUGGCCUACGAUUCUCAACCACUACCACCACAACAGCAACGGCUCCUGCCCUAGCAGACACACUACCCAGUGUUUCACUGUGUUCUGUUAACUGCAUCAGAUUCCAGGCCAUGCACCGCCUUGAUGAAAAACAGUUUACUCUCCUGUACAGCGCACGCAAACUAGUGACAAUUCCGGCCUGUAUACAUUACUCGUCUUAUCGACUUGAAUAUCAACGAGAUGCACAUGUUCUGACAUGAUAACUACUAUGUUUCUGACUACAGCAUUAUCUUUCAGUCUACAAACAGCUACAGUAUCAGUUUCUUCUAAUGUUCGUGACAAACGUUCAUACCAGAAACCCAGAUGUGAUACUAUUCAAAUGAAAUAAACUCGAGAAAAUUCUCUCCGUA
Schistocerca americana (American grasshopper) is the source of this 1589-nucleotide messenger RNA. RefSeq lists its product as uncharacterized. Lineage: Eukaryota; Metazoa; Arthropoda; Insecta; Orthoptera; Acrididae. The record is from RefSeq and is a predicted model, not a curated record. Bases 171 to 1190 code for a protein of 339 amino acids. The transcript has 10 exons.